AGCCUUUAGCAAGGCUGGAGAGUUUAGGUUGCUGUUAAGGCUGGAGGAGGCAGUGGCUGAAGUAUGCUAGCAGGGCUUUUCUUCUUUCGGGGUGCGGGGCAAUGGAUUGUUUUGUUGUUGUUUUUUAACAGUUCAUAUAUGUUGACAGAUUAGGUGGCUGUGUGGAAAUCCUUCCUCAAGGAGCCAGUGGGAAGCUGGCUGCUGAUUGGAGCGGGCAAAAUCACGUGCCCCGGAGUCACGUGGUCAGGGAGGAAAAAGGGGGUCCUUUUUGGUGUAAAUCUGGACUCUAAUUCCGUAAUAUAUCACGGUACCUCGUAAAACCGACACUAAAACGUCCCGGCCUACAAAUCACCCGGCCAAAUUAUGAGUUCAUUGUAUUAUGCGAAUGCUUUAUUUUCUAAAUAUCAAGCCGCAAGUUCGGUUUUCCCAUCCGGCGUCUUUCCUGAGCAAACUUCUUGCGCGUUUGCCUCCAAUACCCAACGAACGGGGUAUGGAUCUGGAUCCAGCGCCUCUUUCGCUGCUUCCAUGCCCGGGCUGUACGCCAAUGGGAGUAGCAUGCACCCCCAAACCUCUAGCAUGUAUUCCACCAGCUACGGCCUGGAAGCCAGUUCUUUCAACAUGCACUGUUCUCCGUUUGAGCAAAACCUCUCGAUGAUGUGCCCGGGAGAUGCCUCCAAGCAGACGUGCAGCAAAACGGAUCAGAGGGACUCAGACUUGCAAAGCGAAAGCAACUUCCGGAUCUAUCCCUGGAUGAGGAGUACAGGGACUGACAGAAAAAGAGGACGUCAGACCUACACCAGGUACCAAACCCUGGAACUGGAGAAAGAAUUCCACUAUAACCGUUAUUUGACCAGAAGAAGACGCAUCGAAAUUGCUCAUGCUUUGUGCCUGACAGAGAGGCAGAUCAAAAUCUGGUUCCAGAACAGACGCAUGAAGUGGAAAAAGGAAAACAAAACGGCAUGCACCGGUUCAAAUAGCCAGGAGAAACCAGACGCUGAAGAUGAUGAAGAAGAAUGAAAUGGAUGGGGUUUGGGUGAAGGGGACUUUAGUCCAGAAAGCGAAUCCAGGAAACGUGAAACCUAAACAUACAGGACUAUAUAUAUAUAUAUUAAAAAAAUGAAAUCAAAAUAAAAAACAAGCCUGAGAAUGAUGCAUUCUGUUUCCUGAUACUGAAAAAAAUACUACCUAUAUUACAGUCUUUGGGUUUUUUUUGUACAAUAGAAUGGAUAAUAAUAUCUACCUAUUAAAUGUGGCUUUAGAGUCAGAUAGAUACAUUUUUCUAUGUGGGUCUUCAUAUAGUACAAGUAUUUGUAAAUCUCCCUGUUUGUAUUUCCUUGUGUACUUUUUUGGUAUGAAGUAAUGUGGUCGUGUUAGCACCUUUCAUUAGAAAAAUGUGAUCUGAAAGUAUGAGGGGAAAUUAUACAUAACGUAUAUAAUACUCUGUACAUAAUAUGAAUGAUCAUUACCGCUUGUUCUGUUGUAACCUCUGUGGUUCUUUUCUGGUUGCGAUGCUGUUUUGUCUGUGUAUAUUUUUACCUGGACCACUUCCUUGUUCAAGUCAUUAGGAAAAAAAAUGAAUUAAUAUUGUGCUGAGUAAAGCGGUGUAUAUCAAGGUAGAAGAUUAUUUAAUAGCGGCGCGUUUCUUUUUCCUGGUUUGUGAUUAUUAUUCUUCAAAAUAAUAAUAAUAAAAACA
This is a messenger RNA of Mauremys reevesii (Reeves's turtle), 1693 nucleotides long. It is a transcript of the gene HOXB7, whose product is annotated as homeobox B7. Gene Ontology annotation, molecular function: DNA-binding transcription factor activity, RNA polymerase II-specific; RNA polymerase II cis-regulatory region sequence-specific DNA binding. NCBI's taxonomy places the organism in Eukaryota, Metazoa, Chordata, Testudines, Geoemydidae. Gene Ontology annotation, cellular component: nucleus. Gene Ontology annotation, biological process: regulation of transcription by RNA polymerase II; anterior/posterior pattern specification. The record is from RefSeq and is a predicted model, not a curated record. The coding region runs from base 364 to 1017 and encodes 217 amino acids. The transcript has 3 exons.